AUGGAAGGAGAAGAAAUAAAAUCUCAAGGAAAACCAUGUAGCGGAUGGAAAUUCCAAUGCACAAGGCUUUAUUCCUACAUAGCACUCCUUAUUCUAUAUGCAUUAGUAUCUUUUCAUAAACAAUGUACUUCAGUUUUAUCAAAGAAAAUUUCUGCAACAUAUGAAGUUGAAGAAAACAAGAUUAGCGUAUUUUCAGCCAUUUACUUUUAUCCCUAUGCUUGCACUCAGCCAUUUGCAGGCUUAUUUGCAGAUCUUUUAGAUCCUGCCAUUGUUGUUGGUGUAUUUAGUUGCAUGGCUUCAGUUGGAUCUAUCAUUUGUGCUGCAUCAACAUCACUUGGCGUUGGAAUUUUCGGUAGAUUUCUCGUUGGUUUAGGUUGUGGACCAACAUAUGUUUCGACAUGCCGUGUUAUUACAAAUUGGUUUAAACUCCAACACUUAUCAAUCUACAUGGGUAUCCUUGUUGCCGUUUCUGGCCUUGGCGGCAUCCUUGCUGCAUUACCUCUUGCAUUAUUUGCAGAUAAAUAUGGUUGGAAGGCUGCUUUGUAUGGUAUUGGUGGAAUAGGUGGAGUUCUUUCCAUUUUUAUCCUUAUUUUCGUUAGAGGAAGCCCAACAUCGAAAGGAUACGAACCAGUUAACAGUCAGCUUGCAACAUCAGGUGAACCAAUGCCAUUUAAGGAGAAAAUGGUAUUACUAUGGACAAACUUUAAGACAGUCCUCGCUUACGGAUAUUUCUGGGUUAUUACAGUUUUCAACGCAACUUCUUCAGCUCCUUACUUCAACGUUGCUGGAUAUUGGGGUGGCCCAUAUCUUACAGCCGUUCUUGGUUACGAUUCCAAGAAGAAAGGAACAACUUUGAUUUCUUGCUCUGUAGGUGUUAUCGCUGGAUCUCUUAUACUUCCUCAUCUUUCCAAUCUAUUACAUACUAAGAAAUGGAUCCUUGUUGCUGCAGAUGCUUUAGCUCUCGCUUCAAUAAUUCCGUUAAUGAUUCAUGGUGAAAAUAUUUCGAAUGGUGCUAUCUGGGCGAUUUACACAAUCAUUGGAUUCUUCACUGCCCCUUGCAUUAGUAUAUCUUACCCUCUUCUUUGUUCGUAUUAUCAUCCAAAAGUCGCCGGAUCUUCAGUUGGCCUUGGCAAUUUCUUCAUUUUCAUGGCUGCUGCUAUAUACCAGCAAAUUUCCACUCUUGGUUUCAGGCAAAAGGACGAAAAUGGAAAAGCAAUUCAAGAUUGGUAUGGUUACAAAUGGGGACUUUGGUUCUUCUGCAUUGUUUCACUUGCAAUUUCCCUUAUUGCUGCUAUUCUUGCCAAAGAAACUAAAGCUCCAACAGAGGAUUCCAAAGAAUUAGAUAAUUCGAAGAAUAUGCCUGAGAUGAAGAAAGAAGGAUCAUCAGAUGUUGGUGAAGACUCAGAAGGUAUUGAAGAUUCAGGAUCUGGUGUCGAAGUUUAA
Trichomonas vaginalis G3 is the source of this 1443-nucleotide messenger RNA. Its product is annotated as major facilitator superfamily transporter. Gene Ontology annotation, molecular function: transmembrane transporter activity. Gene Ontology annotation, biological process: transmembrane transport. Lineage: Eukaryota; Parabasalia; Trichomonadida; Trichomonadidae. Bases 1 to 1443 code for a protein of 480 amino acids. The record is from RefSeq and is a predicted model, not a curated record. The transcript has a single exon.